Molecule: messenger RNA, 789 nt
Organism: Cetraspora pellucida
Lineage: Eukaryota; Fungi; Glomeromycota; Glomeromycetes; Diversisporales; Gigasporaceae
Source: the annotation of a GenBank genome assembly
AUGUUGUCGAAAGUUCCAGGUUCUUCAAAAUGGGGAUUGGCCCCAAAGGAGGCCAUCAAAUUAGAAAAGGUUAAAUCUCGACCAUCCACAAAAUAUAAAUGUCCCAUUGAAAAAAAAGAGGAGAAUAAAUUAAAGAAGGGUGAUACAGAAGGAGGUAUAAAGAAUCAGAAAAAGGUGACAGAUCCUAUAUUCAGACCAAGCCUUCAUAAAAUCUGCAAAAUCAUAGUCUCAAAAAAUGAACCUAUUUUAUAUUAUCUCAGAGACAAUGAUGAUGAAUAUCCUCCAAAAAUAAAAGAUAAUGGCAUGCCCAUAUAUGUAUACAAUAUUGAUGAGACGUCUAACAAUUCCUCAGAACAAAUAAAAGGUAAUAAGUAUUCUCCAGAUGCCUCUUUCAGAUUACUGGUAUAUGGGGGUUCUAAUAGUGGAAAAACAAAUAUGGUUAUUAAUCUUAUGUUAGAUAAAAAGCUCCAAUAUAUGUUUAAUAGAAAAAAAGAUAAUUGUGGUCGACAUCAAAAUAUCUCACCCAUAUAUGUAAGCCAGAAAUAUACCCAAACUCCAAAAAUUAUUCGUGAAAAUAUCUCACAUUUAUACUUAUUCUGGGGAAGUGGUAGUCGAGAUAAUAUUAGCAGAAUCAUAUGCCAGUAUACAGAUGAUCCAAAAAAAGCAUCUAAAAUUAUUGAUAAACAUUUAAGAGAUCGAAAUUUUGUAGUUUUUGAUUUUACUAAAGCAGUAGAAGAUCUUUUAAGUGUAUGGCUUAGUUGGGAUGCACCCCUGAAAUUAGAUGAAUAG